UGCUCUGUUCUGCUGCCCGGACAUGGCCGCGCUGGGCCCGAAGCUGUGGGCGCUGCUGCUGCUCUGCUCCGUGUCCAUCUAUGGCUCCCACGCUCCGCUCCUGGCGCUGUGCAAGGUGGAUGGUGGGAUCCCCUUCAGCUCCUCGGCCGUGGUGGUUCUGAUCGAGCUGACCAAGCUGCUGCUCUCGCUGCUCCUGCUGCUCACCCGGGACCGGCCGCCGCUCGGUGUCACGCUGUCCUGGCAGCACGCCGCCCCCUUCGCCCUCUCAGCGCUGCUCUACGCCGCCAACAACAACCUGGUGGUCCACAUGCAGCUCUUCAUGGACCCCAGCACGUUCCAGAUCCUCAGCAACCUGAAGAUCGUCAGCACGGCGCUGCUCUACAGCCUCCUCCUGCGCCAGCGGCUCCAUGUGCACCAGUGGCUGGCGCUGUGUCUGCUGAUGGCAGCCGGGCUGAGCUACAGCUGUGGGGGUCUGUGGGACCCGCAGGGCUCUGGCAGCCCCCCCGCCAUGCGGCUGCACAUCACGCUGCUGGGCUUGUUGCUCAUCUCCGUGUACUGCCUGAUAUCGGGCCUGUCUGCUGUCUACACGGAAGCUGUCCUGAAAACACAGCCGCUGCCCCUCAACCUUCAGAACCUCUUCCUUUAUUUCUUUGGGGUCCUGGUCAAUUUGAUCGGCCACUUCUGGAGCGGCGCAGACAGAGGUUUCCUGGAGGGCUUCUCCCCCUGGGUGCUGGUGAUUGUGCUCAGCCAGGCCCUGAACGGCUUGAUCAUGUCUGUGGUCAUGAAGCACAGCAGUAACAUCACCAGGCUCUUCGUCAUCUCCUGCUCCAUCCUGGUCAAUGCUCUGCUGUCUGUCGCCCUCUUCAACCUGCAGCUCACCCUGCUCUUCUUCAUUGCUGUCUCGUGCAUCGGCCUCGCUGUUCACUUGUACUAUGGGGUGACGUAGCUGUGGCCUCCCUGCCCUGUGUGCACCAGGGCGGCCUUCAGCUGUUGCUCAGGGGUGCUCCUUGCCUGUUCUGGGCCUGCUGUGGGGCGCAGUGGUGCCUCCCUGCCUUUUUGUUUAAGGGAGGAGGCAGGGUUGCCCAGUGUGAGUCUCCACUGUCCUAAGGCAAAUGUACUUCAGGAGGGCUUUGCUCAGUGCCCCUGCCCAGGAAAAGGGGGGAGUGCCCUGCCUAUGUCAGGUCCCGUGCUGAGGGGCACCUUUAUCCAGUGGGCCUGGGCUCUAGAGUGGAUCUUGAGCCCCUUCUCAUAUGGUACGUCACACUUCUGCUCUUUCCCCUAUUCCUGCACACCAAAGCUCACACCUGUCCCCUGUGCCAGUCAAAGCUGCAGCAGGGUUAGUUAUCUCUGGUGUGCUGCUCAUGAGCAUGCAGCCAGCCCCGCAGUUGGAGCAGUGUGCUGCUGUCAGAGCCCUGCACCACGGCUGGGGGUUUCUCAUUCCCUUCCUCUGCAGUAUUUCACCCCAAUCCUCAGCCCAGCCCCUGGCUGGAGGUUUGCUGUCCCUGGGCCCUGUUUGCCUGUCCUGGGCACAGCGUUGCUGUCUACCUCUGUGGGCAGGGACUGUAAGGGGAGUCUUAUAGAGGAAAGAGGAAACAGCGUCUGGAUUUGGACAAGUGCUGUGUGGCUUGUGAGUUCCUGGUGGGCAGAAGUCACUGCUGGCUCUGGUAUGGUUAUUAAAGCUGUGGUUUAAUGA
Molecule: messenger RNA, 1693 nt
Organism: Coturnix japonica (Japanese quail)
Lineage: Eukaryota; Metazoa; Chordata; Aves; Galliformes; Phasianidae
Gene: SLC35A4
Product: solute carrier family 35 member A4
Biological process (GO): pyrimidine nucleotide-sugar transmembrane transport
Cellular component (GO): Golgi membrane
Molecular function (GO): pyrimidine nucleotide-sugar transmembrane transporter activity
Source: RefSeq, a predicted model, not a curated record